This is a messenger RNA of Zingiber officinale, 459 nucleotides long. RefSeq names its product probable protein phosphatase 2C 60. The transcript is spliced from 4 exons. Gene Ontology annotation, biological process: protein dephosphorylation. The coding region runs from base 1 to 459 and encodes 152 amino acids. Gene Ontology annotation, molecular function: protein serine/threonine phosphatase activity. Lineage: Eukaryota; Viridiplantae; Streptophyta; Magnoliopsida; Zingiberales; Zingiberaceae. The record is from RefSeq and is a predicted model, not a curated record.
AUGGCUGUUAUUAGGAACGAUCAAAUUUUUGUUGCAAAUGCUGGUGAUUCUCGCUGUGUUGUCAAGGAAGGGUCAGGUCUUGAAGAUGAGAAAGAGAUAAUCCUAAAAGCAGGAGGAUUUAUCCAUGCUGGACCAGUAAACGGAAGCUUAAACCUUGCAAGAUCAAUUGAUUUAAGCCCAUUUGAAAUAUUUUACGUAUCUGUAGUUAACCAUUUAGAUCAAAAGCUCGGUUUGUUAAGAAGACCAGUCUAUAUAUUUACAUCAAACAUAUGCUUGCAGGUGGAGCCAUCUCAUGAAGAUGAAUUCAUUGUUAUAGCAUGUGAUGAAGUCUGGAAUUAUAUAAAUCCUUCAAACUCGGUUAAUGAAAAAGCAGGCCCGGAAAAGGCUUCCAAUGAAAAAGCAGUGGUCAAUGAAGGCAAUGCAGGUGAAACCAUUGAUGAACCUGAUGGUGCUGAGUAA